This is a messenger RNA of Penicillium vulpinum, 897 nucleotides long. RefSeq lists its product as uncharacterized. NCBI's taxonomy places the organism in Eukaryota, Fungi, Ascomycota, Eurotiomycetes, Eurotiales, Aspergillaceae. The record is from RefSeq and is a predicted model, not a curated record. The coding region runs from base 1 to 897 and encodes 298 amino acids. The transcript has a single exon.
AUGGCGGGAAUGGAUGCUUAUCGCCGAAAUCUCUACAUGUUGUCUCUUUACAGCGAGGAGAGAUUGUUCCUUGAUAAAAUGUCAUAUUCUUCCAUCUGGAAAUCGUCUUUAACUCAAGUGCCUGGCGUGCCAGUUCAGGAGCAAUUGGCCCAUCUUCCAUCAACCCCUUCAGCUCUGCGCACGAUGAUGUUUCAGUCGAUGGAUGAAGUAUUCGCGGCCAUCCCCACCUCGGCUAAGCCAGACUAUAUUGCCGCUCAAGAUGUCAUUCAUCAUGUCUUAUGUCUACUUCGGGUAGUAUCGCUCCAUAUGCUUGAGUCAUUUUCCGGGUGGCAAGGCGAGGACGCUGAAAUCGAUACGUCAGCAAAGAGCUUGAAACAGUGGAUGGAAAACAAUGCACCUAUUGCCAGGAAAUGUCUGUGGCAUGCUGUGUGUGUUUUCAGCACAUUGAAAGCUAAGCAGAAAUUUGCCUGUCAUGAUCCUCUCUGUUUCCUGAUUGCUUUCUUCUAUAUAUGGGCAUUCGAUGCUCUUGUGGUCGCUCCUGAAAUCGAAAAGCCGGAAGCUUCAACUAAGGAAAUUCGCUUGUUAGACACCAGAGAAAUUCAUAUUUGGAUCGCUGAAGGCCCAAAUACUCGGCUUAAUCUAGUUGGGGUUGGCGCUCUGACGGGCAAGGGAAGCUCCUUGCGUCUACUCAGUGAGGUCUACCAGAUUUUCUCAAAACGCAAGUCCUGGUCUGGACUUUGCCGUGGCCUUGCAUCUGCAGUUGAGCAGCUCCUGAGAAAACAGACAAUUCUUCAGGCAACAAUCCCUCAAGAGCCUCCCCAGGGAGCUACCCAAGGUCCUACCCAGGAGUCUACUCAGGAGCCUACCGAGGGAAACACCGAUACCCAAAUGACUUGA